Messenger RNA from Salvelinus sp. IW2-2015, 3722 nucleotides. The record is from RefSeq and is a predicted model, not a curated record. Lineage: Eukaryota; Metazoa; Chordata; Actinopteri; Salmoniformes; Salmonidae.
AGUGUUAAACAAAUCAAAAUAUAUGUUAUAUUUGAGAUUCUUCAUUGUAACCACCUUUUGCCUUGAUGACAGCUUAAGCUGGUGACCCUCUGUUUGAGCUGUAUGACAAUGCACCAGGCUACUGGCCAAUCAUAUCCAGUCUCCCACAGCUUGUGAGCAGGUUCAACUUAAUUUACAAUUAAAUCCCAACAACCUGAGUGUGGCGACCAAGGACUGUCUCUGUGAGUUCAGUCUGGGCAGAGGAAAAGGGGCAAGCAGGAUUUCACUACACCUACCUUUAAACAGAGUGCCCUAUGGUACUAAACAUUUGAAUAUUGAUCUGUAUAGAAAAUAAGAUCAUGUUAUUAAUCUUUUUCUGUCAACUUUUUUAUUCUUACAGAAUUAUAACUUUGUGACAUGAAACCUUUUGUAUUAACACAAGUAUACUUUUUAUGUUGGUGUAGAUGUUAACAAAAUAAAACAKUGUGCUUUUGGGUUUUUAAUCAUUGUAACAUACUUCCUUGUCAUUGUCUUUACUUUUUAAUGAAUUACCAAGGAGUUAUCUUUUAUUUUCAAUUAAAGAUGGCUUUAAAACAUUAAACUAAGAAACAGUUUUCUUUAAUAUACUGACCAGCUUGUCAUAUUGCUGUUUCAAUACUAGUGAUAGCGUAGCUAUUACACCAGUCUAAACAAGUUACAAAAGUUUGUCUAUUCCAACUGAUCGCCAUAAGGCUAUUCUACAUCAAUAGUGGUGUAUAGAAUGUUGUUCAUUUGUCAAUUAAGCAUAUUGUUCAUAUGAUGACAAUAUGACAACUUUCAUCUUAGUAGCCAUAAGUGACAGCAUGUCUAAACUGAUAUUGAGAGCAAGACUUGUACUGCCAGUGUGUCCUUUGUGACAACAACUUACACAACAGUUGUGGUCAUUGGUUUUAACAUCUCCAAAGUGUUGUCAUAACCUAAAUUCAUGAUACUGGUAAUGUGUCAUAUGCUGAUAAAGAAUGUUACCAGAUAGCAUUGUAAAAAUGGAAUAGCCUACACACUGGUCAAGACAAGGAUCAAACGGAACUAGCUAUAAAUGUCCAGUAUAUUCAGAGCAUUGGGAAUGGAGAAUAGCAGAGCUUCUAACCUCCAGGAUCACAGCUUUGUCAGGCAACUACUGACCAUAACAUCUAUAAGCAAGAAAAAUGGAUAGACAAUGUCCACAGAUUGUUUAUUUUCUUCAAAUGAUUUUUAGUAUGAGGACAGUUUCCUUUCCUGUAAUCUGCUAUCUACCACUGUUGCCCUCAAAUAUCUAUCUGCAAAAAUGCAAAAUUAUGUAAAAUGCUUCAGGUGAUACACAAUGUAUAGAAUAUUUUUGAAAAGGUGCCAAGUAGGCUAACAUUUGAUUGGUGAACCAAGUGUGUGUGGGGGAGGAGUAGAUGUUGUCAUGCUCAUUUAAAACAUGAACCAAGUUAUUUUCCUGAGUUUCUGUUUCUCUUCACUCUGCUGUGGAGUACUAACACAAAGCCAUUUCACCAUGCAGCCGAUCAACUUUUCUACUUCCUUCAACUUUGAURGGAACCUUACUUCCAACUGUACCACCAUCUUGGACAGCAACCUCACCUCUAACAAUACCUCCAGGGACUUUAAUGUUCUAGCCCCUUGCUUGGUUCUAGGGCUGUGCUUUCUAGUGGGACUGCCUUGCAAUAUAGCAGUGAUUGUCACCAUUGCUAAAAAAAUCAAGCACAUGACGUUGAAGGAGAACGAGAGCUUCUCUCUGAAGUUGAUCCUGAGCCUAGCUGUCUCAGACACUUUGUCCCUCAGCACCAUCCCUCUGGUCAUCUACGUACUGACCUAUGAAUGGACCCUUGGUACUUGGAUGUGUGGCCUCUCCACCUACGGCCUGUACUGCUGUUUGUAUGGCAGUGUUCUGAAUGUCACCUUGAUAGGUGUGCACCGGCACUGCAUUGCGAAGAAUGAGACUAGAAACACAAUGAGCAACCCUUCCAAGGAGCGACACCUCAAGGAGCGACAUAAUAAGAUGCUGGUGGGYCUCUGGGUACUGGUGUGUGUCCUCGCCUUCCCCAUUGUCUUCACUCGAGGGGUUGAGCCCAAGAGGGGACGGCUGAGGUGCCAAAGGAGUACAAGGUUGGAAUGGGAGAAAGUGUCAAUUCUUCUGAUGGAGACUAUUUUKGGGUUUGUCAUCCCAUUCUCCAUCCUGGCCACAUGCUACUUUUGUUUCCAGAAGAGGAACAAGCCAGAGGACACAGAAGAGGAAUGCACAAUGCAYCGAAAGGCUGUCUCAAGGCAUCAGAGAAUGAAAAAUCUAGUGACCAGCAUUUUAGUAACCUUCUUUAUAUUCUGGAUGCCUGUAAAUAUCAUCAAUGUGGUAGAUAUUGCAGCUACUUUAGUCAGAACGGCUCAUCCGGGGGACUACAACAACAUGAAAUAUUUUAGGAGGAUGGUUGGGGAUAAUGCCAAGGCUCUGAUCUUAAUCAACAGCUGUUUGAACCCCUUCUUGUAUGCCUUUCUGUAUGAAAGGCAAAAGAGAAAAAGAGAAUUAAGCCACAGAAUCAGAAUCUAACCACCCCAUGAAUGCAACUUCGCGUCUGUCUGAUGAGUGUGAUUACUGCAGUAGCUUCGUGUGGGGCCAACACAGUGGUGUAGUGCAAUCAGGCAGGUGAUCAAACAAGUUCUUUGGCAGAAUACGUGUUUGCAUUUUGGUUGUAACAUUUACUUUACUUUGAACUUUCAGUGGACAACCCAUGAGUGUCUUUCAGAACCCCUCCUAAAACCCCACCUGUUUCAUUUAGGUUGUUUUCAGUGACUCUUUGUUACUUCCCCUUUUUGUUUGAGUGAAAUGUUUGGUUUUCUUGUAGGGGAACGUAAAAUAUGUUAUAAAUGAAUGUUUUUAUUACUAACCAAUAAUUAUCUUAUGAUUAGAAGAAUGUAAAGAUACAUUUUGUGGUAUCUUUUUAGAUACUUAGCUACAUCAUUGUGUUUUACACAAGCCAGAAUUCGAAUGAAUCAAAGUCGAAUAGUGGAUGAUCCGAAUUUCUCUGCAAGUCCUCUCCUUUUGCCUUUUGCCUGUGUUCAAAGCAUGUUUGAUUUGUCUGUAUUUAUUUGAUGGGUAGUAUUUCGUGAUCGCUUGUCAAAUGUAGGCCAGUGUGGUUUGUCUCUGACAUUUAUAGCUCUCUGUCUCUCAAAAGCUUGAGCUUCACAGUUUCCAGUGAAACACCAAAACACUUGGUGGAUAAAAUAUAAUCAGAGCAAAACAAUAAAAUUCUGUGUGUUAUAAAACAUGCCUCCUGAAUAUUUCGCAAUCUUUUCAUUAAAACUCAUUGAUUUGCUGAAUUAAAUGUUUGACGCUAAAUUGGUAUCAGGUACCUGAUUAUGAAUUGACCAAAUAACUAUUUUAUAUGAAGAAGAAAAACCAUAUCAAGGCUUUGAAUAAAAGUGCAUAUUAUAAUAGUGUAUCAUCUGUUCUUUCUAACUGUAUAGAGAAACAAUCCUGAUAACAUCGUUGUUUUAUGUUCUAAUUAAUGAUGAAUGUAAUUAUCACUGAACAAUGCUGCUGCAUUGUGCAGUUAUUUGAUGUAUUUUAUGGUGAAAGGAAUUGCUAAUAAAUUAUUGCCUGUGGUGGCUUGAUGUACUGUACAUGUAGAAGAAGUAAACAGCUAUUUGUUUGUUAUACAUUUGCCUUUUGUGGUAUGGCCUUUGUUUUAUCUGACGUUUCAUUUGCAUACAAAGUGUGUGUGUGCGUG